This is a messenger RNA of Centrocercus urophasianus (Greater sage-grouse), 3897 nucleotides long. It is a transcript of the gene EPS8, whose product is annotated as epidermal growth factor receptor pathway substrate 8. Gene Ontology annotation, molecular function: actin binding. Lineage: Eukaryota; Metazoa; Chordata; Aves; Galliformes; Phasianidae. Bases 192 to 2579 code for a protein of 795 amino acids. Gene Ontology annotation, biological process: positive regulation of ruffle assembly; regulation of Rho protein signal transduction; Rho protein signal transduction. The record is from RefSeq and is a predicted model, not a curated record. Gene Ontology annotation, cellular component: plasma membrane; vesicle; ruffle membrane. The transcript is spliced from 21 exons.
UAUUCUAUACCCUCACUGCUCACAGUGGAGGAAACACUGGUGUGAAUCUGAUAAAGCUGCCAGCUGUAACUUUGUUGUCACACAACUGAAUUGCCAAAGAAGACAGCAAGAAAGGUUGCCUUGGACAAAUCAGAGAAAAUCGUGUUCAGCAUUGGAGAAGUGAUCAUUUCCCUCAGUAAGUGACGAUAAGAAUGAAUGGCCAUAUAUCAAAUACCCCUCCUGGUGGUUAUGGAAGUUAUUCUCCUCAAAUCAAUGGCUAUGGCUCACCAACAUUUGCUCAGGCAGAGAGGGAGCAGAAUUCCAGAACAAGUGCAAAAGCUCUUUAUGAACAAAGAAAGAACUAUGCACGGGACAGUGCCAGCAGCAUAUCGGAAACUUCCCAGUAUCACGUAGAGCACUUGACCACCUUUGUUCUGGACCGAAAAGAAGCAAUGAUUACAGUAGAUGAUGGAAUAAGGAAGCUGAAAUUAUUGGAUGCUAAAGGCAAAGUGUGGACUCAAGAUAUGAUUCUUCAAGUGGAUGACAAAGCUGUCAGUUUGGUGGACUUGGAAUCAAAGAAUGAGCUGGAGAAUUUUCCUUUAAGCACAAUUCAGCAUUGCCAAGCUGUGAUGAAUGCAUGCAAUUACAAUUCAAUUCUUGCAUUAGUAUGUAAAGAACCAACUCAGAACAAGCCAGAUUUGCAUCUUUUCCAAUGUGAUGAGAUUAAGGCUAGCUUUAUUUAUGAAGAUAUAGAAAGUGCAAUCAGUGACAGCAAGAGUGGAAAACAAAAGAAGAGACUUGAAACACUGAGGAUGAUCUCCAGUGCUGAUGGUGCUAUCCCUCCCCCACCACGGGCUCCUGCCCCUGUUCCCCCAGGGACCAUCACCCAGGUGGAUGUGAGAAGCCGUGUGGCAGCGUGGUCCGCGUGGGCUGCGGAGCAAGGGGACUAUGAAAAACAAAGACAAUACCCUGACCAUGAGGAAACGGCAGAAAUGAUAGCAGCCAGGAUUGACAGAGAUGUUCAAAUUCUGAACCAUAUUUUGGAUGACAUUGAAUAUUUUGUUACCAAACUUCAAAAAGCUGCUGAAGCAUUUGCUGAACUUUCAAAGAGGAAGAAAACUAAGAAAAGUAAAAAGAAAGGACCCGGAGAGGGAGUUCUUACUCUCCGUUCAAAACCACCACCUCCAGAUGAGUUUGUUGACUGCUUCCAAAAGUUCAAGCAUGGCUUCAAUCUUCUGGCCAAAUUAAAGUUCCAUAUCCAGAAUCCUAGUGCAGCUGAACUGGUUCAUUUUCUCUUUACCCCACUACAUAUGGUGGUGCAGACAACAGGAGGUCCAGAGCUUGCCAGUACAGUACUAAGUCCCCUCCUAACAAAAGAUACCAUAGACUUCCUACAGUAUACCGUCACCAGCGAGGAAGGGCAGUUAUGGAUGUCAUUGGGUGACACAUGGACCAAAGCCAGAGCUGACUGGCCCAAAGACCAGUUCAUUCCACCUUAUGUUCCCCGUUUCCGAAAUGGUUGGGAACCUCCUUUGCUCAACUUCAUGGGAGCUCCAAAUGAGCAAGAACUCAAUAAUUUGGCUGAGUCUGUGGCAAACUUUGCGGAGCAACAGCGGAAGCAAGAAAUGAAAAGAUUAUCAAAUGAGCCUCCCAGUGUUCCUGACUACCCUCCGGCCGAUGGAAACUAUGAAGCACACAAUAAAACACAGUCCAAGAAAUAUGCCAAAUGCAAGUAUGAAUUUAUGGCAAGAAACAACAGUGAGCUUUCUGUCCUGAAAGAAGAGGUUGUAGAGAUUCUGGAUGAUAGGAAGCAGUGGUGGAAGGUCCGAAAUAAAAGCGGCAACACAGGCUUUGUGCCAAACAACAUUCUGGACCCUCUGAGGAAUUAUGAAGGUGGUCUGGGAUUGCCAGAACCUGUGUACACCCGCACCAUCCAGAAACAGAGGACAGACUACGUCGCUAAACAGCCUGACCCGGUUCCUGUUACUCCUUCACCGCCUCCGAUACCUGCUCCGGUUCCUGCAGCUGUCCCCCUGCCUCCAAGCACCCCUGCACCCAUCCCAGUUCCCGUGCCCAAGGCGCCAGCAACUGUCAGCCGCCAAAGCAGCACCUCUAGUGACAGCGGUGGUAGUGUUGCGCGAGACAGCCAGAAGCACAAACAAGUUCCUGUGGACCGCAGGAAAUCUCAGAUGGAAGAGGUGCAGGAUGAACUCGUUCACCGGCUCACCAUUGGCCGCAGCAAUGCCCAGAGGAAGUUCCAUGUGCCACGGCCAAACAUCCCAGUAGUGAACAUCACAUACGACUCCUCGCCUGAGGAUGUGAAAGCAUGGCUGCAGUCCAAAGGAUUCAACCCUGUGACUGUGAACAGCCUUGGUGUGCUGACUGGAGCUCAGCUUUUCUCCCUCAAUAAAGAGGAACUGAGGACUGUUUGCCCAGAAGGGUCUAGAGUCUACAGCCAAAUUACGGUACAGAAGUCUGCUUUGGAGGCUAACAGUGGCAGUUCAGAACUGCAAGAAAUUAUGAGAAGACGACAAGAAAAAAUCAGUGCAGCUGCAUCAGAUUCAGGUGUGGAGUCUUUUGAUGAAGGAAGCAGCCACUAAAAGUCUUUCCUCUUUUCUUUAGUUCCACUGACCAUAGCAUUAUACAGUCCAGCUUUGCUUUAGUGAAGGGGAAUGUCUUAUUACUCUGUAAAAAUACAUAACUAGCCAACAUAAAGAAAACUUACAGUAGUAUCUGCAGAAGUACUUGCUGCUGGCUUCCUAUCAUUAAAAAUGAAAAUGAGAAAUCCAGUGUAAGUUACUGACAGGUGAAACUAUUGGCACUAGAGUCACUUAUACCCAAGACAAGCCUUGGCUUUAUGGAAUUAACAUUUCAGUGACAGGUAAACUGGAAUGUAUUUUUAUUUUUGAUCCAUCCUAGGAGACUUGAGCCAGCAAUAAAAAGCAUUUGAACUCUUUAGUAAUAAUAUAGUUCUGAAUUCCAUCGCCAGCUGUAGUUUGCAACUAUGUCUUUCUUACAGUGCAUUCAGCUGCAGGAUGUUUAGUUGAUGUCAGCAAUUAAAGAGGUAAUGUUUAGGGUAUGAACAGCAGCCCAGCAUAGACUGAAUCUUUCUUGCAUUGCUCCCAAGGUAUUUUAUUACUAAUGACGCUGUUUAUACCAAAAUAAUACUCUGUACUUUGAUUUUAUCAAUACUUCACUUGUGAUGAACAAUAAUAUUGCACAAGAAGGAAUUAAUAGAAAGUAGUAACACAACUCAGCUGAAAGAGGGGAUCAGAUCUGCUGUAGGUAGCCAUGAAACAAUUCUCAUUAUUUUUUUUAAUACACUUGCCUUUUUUGUUUGUAACUUAACCUGUCGGAGGAACAGUGUAUAAUCUAGACUUUGCUUGUUGAUCCCAGACGUCAGUUUUUCCAUAUGUAAAAAGCUGUUGUUCCUUUAUGAAUGUAAUCUUUUGGAAAAUUGGAUUCCUGGAGUCAAAAGGGAGAGAAAAGGAAGCGACCCUUCCAGUAAAUAUUAUUUUUGAAGAUGCGAUGAUUUUUGUCACAAAAAUGUUCUGUUACUUCAAAUGGUGUUGUGAUUUUAUAUAUAAUAUAUGUAUUAUAUAUAAUAUAUAAUAUCACUUAAUUUAGAAAAAUUUAAUCAUCUAGUUUGAUUAAGUUUCAUAGUGCCUUUUCCACAUGAAUCAGCUUAAAGUCUGCAAUAAACAGUAUUUCUUGUCUGUUAAAUAGUUGUAUCUUUGUGGCUACAAAGAUGGUAUUGAAAUAAGAAAGUGUUCUUGAUUUUUGCCAUUAGUUUGCUUUUCCUCUGUGUACAAGGAGAAAAAAAAAAAAAAAAAAGAAUCCUGUUCAUUUUUUUUCAUAAAAGAAAUUAAAAUCUUAAUAAAGGUGUUUAGUGCCAUUUAUUGUAAAUGUCCUUACAAA